This is a messenger RNA of Oryza sativa Japonica Group (Japanese rice), 1543 nucleotides long. RefSeq names its product OVARIAN TUMOR DOMAIN-containing deubiquitinating enzyme 12. Gene Ontology annotation, molecular function: cysteine-type deubiquitinase activity. NCBI's taxonomy places the organism in Eukaryota, Viridiplantae, Streptophyta, Magnoliopsida, Poales, Poaceae. The record is from RefSeq and is a predicted model, not a curated record. Gene Ontology annotation, biological process: protein deubiquitination.
GUGGGCCCACACCACACGUCUUUCGUCGCAAUGCCACGCCAUCAUCGAUCCCUUUCCUUCAUCAGGAGUUAAUCCCCUUUCUCUCCCUCCCGGCCGCCGCCCCGCCCCGCCCAUCUUGUCAGAUCCUUCUUCAUAGUUACGACCAAUCCUAUCCAAUCCAAUUGUUUUGAGAACCAAGGGAAUUAAGGAGAAGAAUCGAGGAAGAAGAAGAGGCCAUGGUUGUGUACGAGCAGGAUCCGGAUGUUCUCCGAUGGAGCCUUCACCUUCUUCUUCCACCCGCCGCUGCCCUACACUACCAACAACGCACCAGCAGCGUCGACUGCGAUGAGAUGAUCGCCCACGCCCUCCAGGAGGAGCUUUCCUACGCCCAAUCCCAAUCCCUAUCCUCCUCCAUCCUCCAUCUCCCCCCCUCUGCUCCUCCACUAAAGGAAGACGAACAAGAUGAUGCGCCACCACCACCACCCCCCUUUAGUUCUUGUUCAACCCCUGCAGAUUAUACUAAUACUAAUAAUCAUAAUGCCCAUGACUGCUUAAUCGAGUUUGUCGAUGAUUUCUCUGCUCUAGAUGGCCAAGUUGGCAAAAGAUUACACGACAUGAUUCCCAUUCCUCAUGUUCCAAAAACUAACGGGGACAUUCCUUCUGUUGAUGAAGCCUUUUCAGAUCACCAAAGACUCCUUCACAGGUUGGAGCUGUAUGAUCUUGCUGAGCUCAAGGUUGAAGGGGAUGGCAAUUGUCAGCAUGUAUCUUAUACACAGUUCCGAGCAUUGUCCGAUCAAUUUUACCGCACCACUGAACACCACAGAUUUGUUCGGCAACAAAUAGUGAAACAGCUUGAGUCUUAUCCGGAAAUUUAUGCAGGAUAUGUCCCUAUGGAUUAUAGGGAAUAUCUAAAAAAGAUGAUAAAGAACGGGGAGUGGGGUGACCACGUUACAUUGCAGGCUGCUGCAGACUCGUAUGGUGUAAAGAUUUUCAUCCUGACAUCAUUCAGAGAUACUUGCUACAUUGAAAUCCUUCCUGUUGUUCAGAAAUCAGAAAGAGUUAUAUGCUUGAGUUUUUGGGCUGAGGUGCACUACAACUCGAUAUAUCCAGAAGGAGAGUUACCAGUUAUGGAGAACAAAAGGAAAAGGUGGUGGCAUUUUUAGAUCAGCAACUGGUGUACACUCCAUUGGGCUGGGUACACUCCAUUUGAUUUGAUUUGAUGUUGGUUAGAUCAGUGGCCAUUUUGUUGGGGCUAUAUGUCAGUGUAGGAAUGUUGAUUUGUGAGUGUACAUAACACAUUUAGUCAGGAGGAAGAAUAGCUGUGACAAUAGAUGAAUGUAUCAUGUAUUGGAUAUUAUUGAUGUUAUAUAGGGUCACUUAGAGUUGGGUUUAGAAUAGAGUAGCUGGGUGUGGAGCUAUCUAAACCUCUUCUCUGUCUCUAAUUUAUUUUGCAACAUGUUUGGUUGAAAUCUAACUCUACGAGAGGUGAAGCUAAAGCUUUACCAAACAAACCCAUACGAGAGGUGAAGCUAAAGCUAAACCCACAGGAGUAUGUUAAGAAGAA